GUUUGGGACACUGGGGGACCUCCAAUCUUCCCUUUGUAGCCCUGUAGCCAUGGGAAAUGCGCUGGGCUGUUGUGUGCCUGCAGCCAUCAAAGAGUAUCAGUUUCCAAGCUUGAAUAUCCGCUUCACGCGAAAGAAGAAGGAGGAGAAGGCCCUCCGCUCCGCUGGCGCAGAGCUGGAUUUGCCCUUCGAGAUCGACUGGAGCACGGCCAAGCGAGAGAACUGGAAGUUCGAAUCGCUGACAGGGCCGGGCCGUUAUUUCUUCAAGUUCCAGCCGGAGAUCGAGCAGAUCUCCGGAUCCAUCGCCGAGGGCGAGGCCAAGCUCAAAUCACAGCCGGAGCUUUACGAGGGGAUGAUGUACCAGACCAACAUGAAGGACUGGCCCAGCGACCAGCAGAACUACAAGCUGGUGAAGCGCACUGGGAGCGGCUACCGCUUCACGCCCGAGCAACCACCCAGCUUCACCUUUCUGGAGGCGAAGUAUCAGGCGCUGGAACAUCACAGCAAGAUCACCUUGGACCCAGAUCAGUACACCGAUGGGAUGACCUUCCGUGGACAGCGCCUGGGAAAGGCCUGCCAUCCAGGUCGUGGCCAAGGGGUGUGCGACGUGCCGCACAUCAAGAUCAUCGGCGAAAUCCAUCCCAACGACAUCAUUCAGGGCAACGUGGGUGACUGCUGGCUGCUGAGCGCCAUCAGUGCCUUGUCGGAGUUCGAGGGUGCCAUUGCCAAGCUCUUUAAGAAGACGCCCAACAUUAAGGCACUGCCGAAGAACCAGCCACAGAAGUACGUGGUGACGCUCUACGACAUGAAAACCUGGGCUCCAGUGGACAUCGAGGUGGACGAGCGACUGUGCAUGAAGCCCGAUGGGAGUGACAUCCUGGGUUGCCAUCCCAGCUAUGAUGGAGAGCUAUGGGCCUGCUACGUCGAGAAAGCCGUGGCGAUCCAUUGUGGUGGUUGGGAUGAGAUCGAUGGUGGUCAAUGCACGCAUGCUUGGCGAUUGCUGACCGGCUGCAAGUAUCAAUACACCUUCCAGCACGACGGGGAAGGCUUUCUGUGUUUGGGGAAGUUCAAUCCAAACAAUGAGGAGUGGGACCCUUUGGAGAACUCCGUGAAGAAGGGCACCCAAGGGCUAUGGCCGAUGGCCUGGCCAGAGGUCGGCGGCGGUGGGGACUUGUCCUACAAGUGCGGGCAGAACGAGAUGUUCGAGCGCAUGUGUGCAUGGGAUGACCAGAACUAUGUCAUGGCCGCCGGAACCAAAGCAGGCUCAGACUCGAACACGACAGAUGGUAUUGUGGAUGGCCACGCCUACACCGUGAUCACUUGCCUGAACGAUGUGGCAGGCACCGAGCACGAUUUGGUGAAAGUGCGAAAUCCCUGGGGCAAAGGUGAGUUCACUUCAGGCCGAUGGUGCGACGAUGGCCCCGGCUGGACGGAAUUCCCCGAGGUCGCGGCGGUGUGCAAGCCCACCAAAGCCAAUGAUGGAGUCUUCUGGUUGAGCAAGGCGGAGUUCUUCAAGUACUUCAAAACCAUCUAUCUUUGUGCUCAAGACAUGAAUGCCUUUAUUCAGUGAGGCGGUGGAACCGCUCUCAUGUCGACGACCAUUCUUGAUGUGCUACGAAGCUGGCACACGUAGUAUCUACGUCGACGCGUAUUUUGCAGUUCAGUGGGUCGCAUCGAGUUCAUGGACGAAAGCCAUGCCAUAUGUAAUGCCAUGUAGGCACGGUUUCAACAUCCUUGGGCCGAAGUGGCACGCGUGGGGACGGGACGACCGUAGCGAUAGACAUUUGAAGGGCAAAGUCCUGAAGCGACACGCCUUUUUUCUGCGUUUGGCUACAGGUAGUGCAUGGCCUGC
This is a messenger RNA of Durusdinium trenchii, 1849 nucleotides long. NCBI's taxonomy places the organism in Eukaryota, Dinophyceae, Suessiales, Symbiodiniaceae. The record is from the annotation of a GenBank genome assembly.